Molecule: messenger RNA, 408 nt
Organism: Penicillium canescens
Lineage: Eukaryota; Fungi; Ascomycota; Eurotiomycetes; Eurotiales; Aspergillaceae
Product: putative histone h1.3.
Exons: 2
Coding region: 1-408 (135 amino acids)
Source: RefSeq, a predicted model, not a curated record
AUGCCUGACUUGAGCCCUGACAAAAAAGGCGGAAAACCUGACGAGCUCACCAUGGGUGAAAACAAGAUGCUUCUCAUGGGCGUUCUGUGCUCUGGCGGUGCCAAAGUCGACUACGAGAGGCUUGGUGCCUUGAUGAACAUGAAGCGAGCUUCUGCUGUAAGCAUGUACGGCCGCGCAGUUCGCAAACUAGAGAAGGUGUACGGCGUGAGCGCCGAGGGAGGCACGGCCAAGUCCCCUGCCAAGUCCCCUACCAAGCAAGCUGGUGGUCGGAAACGCCGCAAGAAGAAUCAGGAUCCUAAUUUGGAGUCUGAACCUGAGCCUGAGGUUAAGGUCGAGGCCAAGACCGAUGUUCCUGAUGAGGCCGAGGAGGAGGAUCUGUUUACCUCCAAGAGUCAGCGCACUGAUUAA